AUGGGCAUUUUUGCUCCAAUUGUCAUUUAUUGGUUGUACGCAGGGUUUUACCAGCUAAUGCCGCCUUUAGAUAAAUAUCGGUUGCACCCUAAGAAAGAGGAGGAAGAGAAGAAUUUGGUGCCACUGUCAAAGGUGGUUAAGGGUGUCUUGUUUCAACAACUAGUUCAGGCUGCUGUUGCUCAUUUGACUUCAACAGCGGAUAAAUCUGGGAUCACAAUCCAGCCCUCUAUUUCUAUCCAAAUCGUGCAAGUUAUAAUUGGAAUGUUUGUCAUUGACACUUGGCAGUACUUUGCACACCGCUACAUGCAUCAGAACAAAUUCUUAUACCGCCAUGUCCACUCCCAGCAUCACAAGCUAGUCAUACCUUACGCCAUUGGGGCCCUUUAUAAUCAUCCGCUUGAGGGUCUCUUGCUCGACACGGUGGGUGGUGCCAUUGCAUUCCUCAUCUCAGGAAUGACUGCACGAACAUCAGUCAUUUUCUUCUGCUUUGCUGUAGUUAAAACAGUUGAUGAUCAUUGUGGACUCUGGUUGCCUGGCAAUAUCUUCCAUAUCUUUUUCCAGAAUAACACUGCUUAUCAUGACAUCCACCAUCAACUCGCAGGCACAAAGUACAAUUAUUCUCAGCCAUUCUUCUCCGUAUGGGAUAAACUUCUAGGGACACAUAUGCCUUACGCUGUUGUGAAGCGACAUGAAGGCGGUUUUGAGGCAAGACCGGUUAAGAAGGAUACGGACUAG
Molecule: messenger RNA, 735 nt
Organism: Dovyalis caffra
Lineage: Eukaryota; Viridiplantae; Streptophyta; Magnoliopsida; Malpighiales; Salicaceae
Source: the annotation of a GenBank genome assembly